AUGGGAUCAGGAGCAUCAAAAAGACCAAAUACAACAAGGAAAGUACAAGCAGUAAGUGCUUUCCAAGCUAUCCCUAAAAGUCCUAAAGAAAAGGACAAAAUUCUGAAUGAUGAGAUAACUGAUACUCAAAUAAAACUAGAUGACGUUAACCACGAUAAUGAGAAAUCAACUGACAACAGACGAAGCAUAACCAUUAAUGAGACUAGCAAUGCAUGGAACGCAUUGAAGCAAGGAAUUAUUUUAAAUGCAAAUAGUCUUCCAAAGACUACAUUAACACUUGAUGAUUUUACCAAGGUUAUACGCAGAAAAGCAAGUGAGAUCAAAAACGAUGAUUUGGAAAUCCCUUACGAAUCCAAAGAAAAGGUUGAAUCGGAGGAACUUUGUCACAUAUGUGCUGUAUAUACGGGAAGCGAGACGUACCCCUGUAGGAUUUGUCCUCGUGUAUAUCACGAGAGCUGUCUUAGGAAGAUAGGGCAUUGUUCGAGUCCAGAGUCCAGUAACCUGCUACAAAAAGCACACGAACCCAUUGGAUGGAGCUGUUACAAAUGUGACAAUCUAAGCAGUGUUCUGGCUGAAGAGGAGAUGUUUCAACUAAUGGAAGAUUUUGAUAUAUAUGACAUAGACAAAGAUUCCACGAUUUCAUUAGAUGAGUUUUUAAAAUACAAAAAUGAACAAUACCAGAAAAGGUUUGGAUGUGAGAUGCCAUUUGAAGAUGAAGAAACAGAAAGAAGAAGAUUUAAAAUAAUGGAUAAAAAUAAAACAGAAACCCUUGACUGGUGGGAAUUUUUGAACUAUGAAAGCACUCAUAUCUUAACAACCAGGAGUAAGAAUGCACUCGUACGACUUCUUACUGAGCGGGAGAUAGAUGAAGCUAGAAGAACUUUCCGGGUUUUCGACCGAGAUGGGAAUGGCGAGAUAUCGGAACAUGAAGCAAAACACGCAUUCACAAGCUGGUACAGUCAGUUCCUGCAUGAAACACCAGGCUCCUUGAAAAUAUUAGACACAGAUGAUGUAGAUGAUAAUUCAGAAUUUGCUGUUCAUGUAAAGGAAAACACAAAACUUAUUAUGGCUGCUGAUACAGACAAAAAUGGGAGGGUUUCAUGGAACGAGUACCUAAAGGACCAGGCACUAUAUAUCAUAGCAUCAAGACCUAAUAGCUGUAGUAACGCACCAGAGGAUGACAAUUUAACAACAAAAAACCGAACAAUAUCUAAUGAUGCAAAAAUCGUUUGAUUUCCCAGAAUUACAGAAGUUACUAAAACGGCUGCAUGUUCAAUUUAAAUUGCCUGGGUGAUCAUGCGUCUGAAUUUCAUUGAGGUUACACCAAACAUGUCCAUUCGAGGAAUUUUAUGGAAUUAAAACAUGUCUCAUCACGAUCUGUUGUAAAAGUCCUAAAAUCUGAAAUUGAACACUACCGACGACGUAUCUACAUUGAGUUUGUAUUUUAUUCUUUUGUUUACAAUUUAUAUACGAGAGGGCUAUCCAAAGGCAUUCAGCAGUGACUUACACUCAUACAUACAUGUAGUACGAAAAAAUCUGUGGCCAAUAUUACGAAUAUGCGCCAAAACAUUCUGAAGUGAAUACUUUGGAUAAACGAUAUUUUGUAUAUAUAAUGUAAAAAUGCAC
Owenia fusiformis is the source of this 1626-nucleotide messenger RNA. NCBI's taxonomy places the organism in Eukaryota, Metazoa, Annelida, Polychaeta, Sabellida, Oweniidae. The record is from the annotation of a GenBank genome assembly.